This is a messenger RNA of Pseudophryne corroboree (corroboree frog), 829 nucleotides long. It is a transcript of the gene CNPY2, whose product is annotated as canopy FGF signaling regulator 2. The transcript is spliced from 6 exons. The record is from RefSeq and is a predicted model, not a curated record. NCBI's taxonomy places the organism in Eukaryota, Metazoa, Chordata, Amphibia, Anura, Myobatrachidae. Bases 134 to 688 code for a protein of 184 amino acids. Gene Ontology annotation, cellular component: endoplasmic reticulum.
UGUGUCAUGUUAUAAGGCAGGAUGAGGGGCAGCCCCAAGAGGCAUCGGGAGCUGGUGCUGCUGCUGAAGCUGCUGGUGUGGACAGGUCGCUGCUGCUGCUGCUGCUGGUUUGUGGGGGUGACCCUACAUAAUAAUGUGGUCUCCAAGAUACCACUGGCUUCUUCUUCCUAUUGUUUUGGUGCCUUUUUUCAGUUGUGCUCUGGCCAGAAGAGGGCAGGACGUGCAUUGUGGAGCUUGCCGGGCUCUUGUUGAUGAAUUGGAGUGGGAGAUCUCACAAGUGGAUCCCAAAAAGACAAUUCAGAAAGGAUCUUUCCGAAUAAACCCAGAUGGCUCUCAGUCUAUAAUAGAGGUACCCUAUGCCCGAACAGAAGCCCAUCUUAUGGAAAUUCUGGAGCAAAUAUGUGAAAAGAUGACAGAGUAUGGCGAGAGAACAGACCCAGAUACAAAUCGCAAAAUCUACGUGCGUGUCCUUUCUCGUGAUGGCAAGAAGAUGGAUGCCUCUAAUACUAACAUGGAUAGAGAAGCGAUAUCUGACUUGAAGUUUACAUGUGAGCGUAUCGUUGAAGAGUAUGAAGAUGAGCUGAUUGAAUUAUUCUCUCAUAAUACUGAAAAUGUGAAAGACAAACUCUGCAGUAAACGUACAGAUCUGUGUGACCAUGCUAUGCAUAUAGCUCAUGAUGAACUAUGACCUGAUGCUACUUCUCAUUGACCCAUAAAUCUUCACACAUGUUUACAAAGGAGGAAAGAAGGUGAAAUAUGAAUGAGAUUGUAGCAUAUUUUUUGUCCUUGAAUAUUUUUUACAUUAAAAAUGCAGAAUUAAUUUUGUCAA